AUGGCCAAGUUCAGCAAAGAUGUCUCGAGCUCCCGCCGCAAGUCGCGGAAGGCCCAUUUCCAAGCGCCUUCUCACGUAAGACGGGUCAUCAUGUCCUCUGGUCUGUCCAAAGAACUGCGGGCUAAGUACAACGUUCGAUCGAUGCCCAUCCGAAAAGAUGACGAAGUAGUUGUUGUCCGAGGAGCUUUCAAAGGUCGCGAGGGUAAAGUACUGUCCGUAUACCGCAAGAAAUACGUGAUUCAUAUCGACAAGGUCACUCGUGACAAGGCCUCUGGCCAAACCGUCCAAGUUGGAGUUCACCCUUCGAAGGUCGUCAUCUCCAAGCUGUACCUCGACAAAGACCGCAAAGCAAUCUUGGCAAGGAAAGACAGGGGAAGCCCAAAGGAGAAAAUGCAGGUCGAUUGA
Puccinia triticina is the source of this 405-nucleotide messenger RNA. RefSeq lists its product as uncharacterized. Gene Ontology annotation, biological process: cytoplasmic translation; ribosomal large subunit biogenesis. Gene Ontology annotation, cellular component: cytosolic large ribosomal subunit; ribosome. The transcript has 4 exons. Bases 1 to 405 code for a protein of 134 amino acids. The record is from RefSeq and is a predicted model, not a curated record. NCBI's taxonomy places the organism in Eukaryota, Fungi, Basidiomycota, Pucciniomycetes, Pucciniales, Pucciniaceae. Gene Ontology annotation, molecular function: structural constituent of ribosome; RNA binding.